CCUGGUGCUGGGCGCCGCGCCGGAGACAAUAGCGGCCGGCAGCACGCAUGCUCCCGCCCCCGGCCCCCCCGGCCCGCCGCCCUUAACCCCUGCACCGCCGCCGCCCAGCGCUGCGCUUGCCGGCGCCCCGGGACGCGGAGCCGCUACCGCACCGACGAGCGGGCGCUGCCCCGCGGAACACAACUCUGGACCCACGCCACGCACACAUCUUGCUCUGUAGCGGGGCUGCGACCACCCUCCGGCCUCUGCGGCCAGAGCCGCUCCGGAGAGGCCGGGCCCGCACGGGGACCCUCCCUCGGGCCGUGGGACCCCCACCGGCUCCACGGGACUCGCUGCCCCCGUUCACCGGGCCGGGGGCGGGUGGGGGGUGGGGAACGGCAGGACUACAUCUCCCAGCAGUCCCCGCACGGCGCUCCAUAGUGUGCAGGCGCGGCGCAGGCUCCGCCGAGGCGGCCCAAGAUGGCGGCGCGCUGGAGCAGCGAGAAUGUGGUGGUGGAGUUCCGAGACGCCCAGGCGACGGCGAUGUCAGUGGAUUGCCUGGGACAGCGUGCAGUUCUCUCGGGCCGCCGUUUCCUCUACAUUGUCAAUCUGGAUGCACCCAACGAGGGUCACCGGAAAAUCUCCCGGCAGAGCAAGUGGGACAUCGGCGCGGUGCAGUGGAACCCCCACGACAGCUACGCCUACUACUUUGCAGCUUCUAGCAAUCAGCGUGUUGACCUGUAUAAGUGGAAGGAAGGAAAUGGGGAAGUUUGCACAUCUCUGCAAGGACACACACGUGUGAUCAGUGACCUGGACUGGGCAGUGUUUGAGCCAGACCUACUGGUCACCAGUUCUGUAGACACAUACAUCUACAUCUGGGACAUCAAAGACACCAGGAAGCCCACGGUCUCACUCUCUGCAGUUGCUGGAGCUUCCCAGGUGAAAUGGAACAAGAAAAAUGCCAACUGUUUAGCAACAAGCCAUGAUGGAGAUGUCCGAAUAUGGGACAAAAGGAAACCCAGCACUGCAGUGGAGUAUUUGGCAGCUCAUCUCUCUAAAAUCCACGGUCUGGACUGGCAUCCUGACAAUGAGUAUACACUGGCCACUUCCAGCCAGGACAACUCUGUCAGGUUCUGGGAUUACCGUCAGCCUCGGAAAUACCUCAAUAUCCUUCCCUGCCAGGUUCCCGUCUGGAAGGCAAGAUACACGCCUUUCAGCAAUGGACUGGUGACAGUGAUGGUCCCCCAGCUCCGUCGGGAAAACAGUCUCCUCCUCUGGAAUGUCUUUGACCUGAACACGCCUGUCCACACUUUCGUAGGACAUGAUGAUGUGGUGCUGGAGUUCCAGUGGAGGAAGCAGAAAGAAGGCUCUAAAGAUUACCAGCUGGUGACGUGGUCCCGGGACCAGACCCUGCGCAUGUGGCGGAUUGACUCUCAGCUGCAGAGGCUGUGUGCUAAUGAUAUCCUGGAUGGAGUUGAGGACCUCAUUGAUGGGAUUUCUCAUCUGCCAGAGCCAGACAAGACCCUUCACCCCCAGGACACGGAGCCCCAGCACAACUCUGGGCAUGGGGAUGAGGAAGCCUUAAAAGAAGAUUUCCUGAAUGAUCCCCUGGUGGGAAAGAAAACAGACCAACUGGGGCUGCCUCAAACACUGCAGCAGGAGUUUUCACUGAUCAAUGUGCAGAUCCGAAAUGUCAAUGUGGAGAUGGAUGCAGUGAGUCGCAGCUGUACGGUGUCGGUGCACUGCGGCAACCACAGAGUCAGGAUGCUGGUGAUGUUCCCUGUCCAGUAUCCCAAUAAUGCUGCACCAUCCUUCCAGUUCAUCAACCCAACCUCCAUCACAGCUUCCAUGAAGGCAAAGCUGCUGAAGAUACUGAAAGACACCUCCCUGCAGAAAGUGAAGCGGAACCAGAGCUGCCUGGAGCCUUGCCUGCGUCAGCUGGUCUCCUGGCUGGAGUCUGUUGUGAACCAAGAGGACAGCACGUCCAGCAAUCCCUACGCUCUGUCCAACUCCGUGACGCCCCCCUUGCCCACGUUUGCCCGGGUCUCCAAUGCCUAUGGCUCCUACCAGGACUCAAACAUCCCAUUCCCACGCACCUCUGGAGCCAGGUUCUGUGGUGCAGGGUACCUGGUGUAUUUCACGAGACCCAUGACCAUGCACCGCGCCGUGUCCCCAAUGGAGCCCACACCCAGGUCUCUGUCAGCUUUAUCAGCCUACCACAGUGGCCUCAUUACUCCAAUGAAGAUCCGCACGGAGACUCCAGGCAACCUGCGCUUGUACAGUGGGAGCCCAACACGCAGUGAGAAGGAGCAAGUCUCCAUCAGCUCCUUCUACUACAAAGAAAGGAUGUCUCCUCGCUCUGCCCGGCGCCGUUGGUCCAUACAAGCAAUUAACGACUUCCCGAAAUCAAGGAGGUGGAAAAGCAAACGAGAGGGGACAGAUGCCAACAACCGACCCAUCAAAGCUGCUGGGAAAGUUAUCAUCCAAGAUAUUUCUUGUUUGCUGCCUGUCCACAAGCUGCUGGGAGAGCUCUACAUACUGAAUGUGAAUAACAUCCAGGAGACUUGCCAGAAGAAUGCAGCCUCAGCCUUGGCCGUGGGCCGGAGGGAUCUCGUGCAGGUUUGGUCACUGGCCAUGGUAGCCACUGAUCUCUGUCUUGGACCGAAGUCUGACCCGGAUUUAGAGAUACCUUGGGCACAACAUCCAUUUGGACGUCAAUUACUGGAGUCCUUGCUGGCUCAUUACUCACAGCUCCACGAUGUCCAGACCCUGGCCAUGCUCUGCAGUGUGUUUGAAGCCCAGUCCAGGCUCCAGGGAUGCCCCAACUCUUGUGUCCCCUUUCCUCAGCGUGCCUCCAACCUGGCCUCCCACAGCCGAUACCCCAGCUUUACUUCCUCUGGCUCCUGUUCCAGCAUGUCAGAUCCUGGGAUUGGCACUGGAGGCUGGAGCAUAGCAAACAAAGACACAGAGCAGACCUCCACUCCCUGGUGCGAGUCUUCUCCGGAUGACUUCCGCUAUGGAAACCUAACGUAUCCUGAUCCUCGGGAGAGGGAGAAGGACCAGCAUGAGAAAAACAAAAGGCUGCUGGAUCCUGCCAACACUCAGCAAUUUGAUGACUUUAAGAAGUGCUAUGGAGAAAUCCUUUAUCGCUGGGGCCUGCGAGAGAAGCGGGCUGAGGUUCUGAAGUUUGUCUCGUGUCCUCCUGAUCCUCACAAGGGAAUUGAGUUUGGCGUGUACUGCAGCCACUGCCGCAGCGAGGUGCGCGGCACCCAGUGCGCCGUCUGCAAGGGCUUCACCUUCCAGUGCGCCAUCUGCCACGUGGCCGUGCGCGGCUCCUCCAACUUCUGCCUCACCUGCGGCCACGGCGGCCACACCAGCCACAUGAUGGAGUGGUUCCGCACCCAGGAGGUCUGUCCCACGGGCUGUGGGUGCCACUGCCUGCUCGAGAGCACCUUCUGAGCACUGGGGACAGCGGGCACUGAUUGAAUAUUUAAUUCCCAAGCCAUGCUGAGUCAGCUCUGCUCUGCUCCGCUCUGUCUGGAGGAGGUCGCCGCAAGGAGCUGGAGCAGGACGUCCUGGCGGUGUGCUGUGGUGAUGUUUACAAGUGCUUCCAUUACUCCUAUGCUUCCCAGGUUGCUUUCUGACCAAUUUGACCAAAUUCCCUGUGUCCAUUGCUGGCAAUGGAUGCCAGACCAGAAAAAUUGCUCUCUCCUGCAGAAGGGUGUAUGAAUAUUCCUUAGUUUGGGAUGAAGAGGUUUUUGAAAGCUCCCCUGGAAGGGGCCCACCUGGCAGAGCCAAACUCACUUCAGCAAUGUAGAGUCUUUUCCAGGUACCUCCUUACAUGGGCUCAAACUGAGCAAAACAAUUGUUUUACACAAAGCAGAAAUAAUUCUCAAGCAGCAGUAACCUCUGAAGGUGAGUUGUAAGUGGCGCUUGAAGAGGAAAUAGUCCAUGGAACUGUGCUCAGAGUUUCCCUGGAAGCAGCAGGGUCCUUACUUUGAAUGGCUGUUUACAUCGUUUAGAUUUCCCCACAAAGCAAGGAAAGGAAAUGGCAUUUUUCAGGAUUACAUCUUAAAUAAUUUCUGCUCACUAGUCGGUACCUGUGAAAAGCCCAGAUAAGCACCCAAGGUCCCUGGGAUUAGUUGCUUCCAGCAGUUUUAGUACUGUUAGGCUUUAAAGUGUCUCCAUCUCCUGCUCUGACCAGGUGAUAAAAUGCACUUUAAUUUGUCCCUGUCUUAGUGGUGAUACUUCCUGGUCACUGGGAAAGGCAUCUGCGUUUUGAGUUUGGGAUCCACACUGUCUUUAGAUGUGGUGUUUUAGAAAGCCUUUGCUCCUUCACUGAGAGCACACAAAGAGGACACUUACUCAAUACAGCUCCUUUUGGCUGUUUCCAAGCUCUAUGGGGAAAAUUAGAGUUAAUUUGAGAUUUGCUGCUGCUGGAGUGAUGAGGCUCUUCAACAGGGAGGCAGCAGUUUCUAGGGAAAAAGGGGGUUUGGAAGAAUGGUGGAAUCCAUGGAGGCAAUAGGUUUAACUGUGGAGCAUAACUGGGGAAUGUACUGAUGGAUCUGUCUGUUUGGGGCUGUGCCUGCAAGCUACUCCCAGUGCAGGGAUGCUGCUGUGCAGUGUGUGCACACCUGGAAUGUGCAGCCUGUGCCUCUCCAGGGCUGGCUUCAGCCUGAGCUUUGGAUUUGGGUUAAUGUGUGCCAGGGAUGAGCCAGCUGGAGCUACCCCUACCUGUACUGGCACGGAUCCCUUCUCCCACGCUUGCCUGCUGAGUGGGGCCACGUGCCAUUGCCCUUCCCAACCCCUGUGCUAGCUCAGGCAGUGGGAUCCUGCUGUGGAAAAAACAGAUGAUGUAUCUUAACCAAUUAAAACAUUAAAAUUAUUUUUUUAA
Messenger RNA from Agelaius phoeniceus (red-winged blackbird), 4873 nucleotides. It is a transcript of the gene WDR59, whose product is annotated as WD repeat domain 59. Gene Ontology annotation, cellular component: vacuolar membrane; Seh1-associated complex. The record is from RefSeq and is a predicted model, not a curated record. Gene Ontology annotation, biological process: positive regulation of TORC1 signaling; cellular response to amino acid starvation. Gene Ontology annotation, molecular function: protein binding; signaling adaptor activity. NCBI's taxonomy places the organism in Eukaryota, Metazoa, Chordata, Aves, Passeriformes, Icteridae.